Molecule: messenger RNA, 1315 nt
Organism: Cryphonectria parasitica EP155
Lineage: Eukaryota; Fungi; Ascomycota; Sordariomycetes; Diaporthales; Cryphonectriaceae
Exons: 3
Coding region: 357-935 (192 amino acids)
Source: RefSeq, a predicted model, not a curated record
GAACAUCAAGCCUCAGGUUUUGCGACAUCUUCAGCUUGUCGCCUCAACUCCUUCCAACUCAAAGCUGCCACAACUUAACUGCAGACCUGACAAGGAAGACAGGCGCAGCUCUCGGGGCAUCACCUGCACAACUUUACCGCUAUUCUCCCUGCCCCUCAAGACCAUCAAUCCUUCAAGCUUGCACCCGGCGCGGCACAGCCCUUCCUUUCCGUUCGUCUCGCUCCCGGAGACAGCAACGAAAUUUGCUGUGUCCUCUUCCGAGCUCUGCGUAUAAAGGCGACGAUUCCCCUCCUCCACCCUCCCACUGUGUCACCUUGCUCCUACGCCGUCCCCUCCGUUCCACCCACUCCACGAUCAUGGCGCUCAUAUCCGCCAAGACGAUCUUGACCUCUUUGUCGCUUUUCCAUAUCACCCUGGGUUUCUUUCUCUUGACCAACCCUGGCACAAUAGCCGACCAGGCCUUGGUCCUCAUGCUCGGCGAAGCCACUGGCAUGUCGUAUGAGCGCAGCUUCGAGGCACGAUCCGCCAGCCUUGCCUUCCUGGGCAUCGUCCUGGGCAUCUGGGGCUUCACGGAUCUCGUCACCCUCAGCAUGCCAGAAGAGAUUUCUCUGAUUCACCACUGGGGAGUUCAAGCACCCCUCCGCUUCCUCGUCAGCUUCCUCCUCCUCCUAUAUACCUUCUUUUCCAGCUCCUCCAGCCCUUUCUACCGCGCCGACACUUCCCGCGGCUGGAUGUCCCACCCAAUCGCCCACGCCUACAAUCCCAACUACCAGCCCUCGGGCUGGGGCGGCGAGGAGCUCAAGAACCGCGUCUUUUUCGUCUUCAUCUUUGUCGAGACCAUGAGCUGGCUAUGGGCCUGGGUCACGCUAAGGGAGGACACCAGGGAGCUGAUGAUCAGGGCGGCGAAGAGGAGGGGGAGCCAGAGCUGGAGAUGAGGGCGUUUUCCCGAGUUUUGUUCAGGUGGGGCCGAGAACCAAAAACACUCGUUCGUUGGCAGACGCCGAGCUUUUCAGCGCAUGCUGAUCUAUAUCAUGGGAUACUGCGAAGUUUGAUUGGUACCGAGCUUCGGUCGGCCGCUUGGAACAGGAUGGGUAUAGGGACGUGCGCAUAGAAUUGUAAAGGGACGGUAAAGGCAUUACUGGAUCAGGGUUUACUAGGGCUGGAUGGGUUUGCAUCACAAGAAGUUUAUUGAUUCUUUCCAUCUGCACGAAAAUGGGACUACGUCGGCUCGGCGGUCAGGAUGGACGAGUAUCACACGGCAAGGACCGCUCUCUUACCUAAGGAUAUACCCAAUUCACGGCGCCAAUAUGAUUAC